AAACGUCGAUCGUGACGGCGGCCAUCCGAAUCGUAAUGAGAUCGCAGCGAGGGGCCUGAUCGCGCGCGAGGAGGCAUCACACGAGUAAUCGCGAAGCGACCGAGCGACGGCGGGACGAUAACGAUGGGUUCCUUGCCGAAUCUUCACGAGCUGACCAAGGACAAGCUGGGGAGCCCGGUGUACAAGCCAGCGCCGAUCGGCGGUCUUGGCCCGAAGCGAUUGCCGCCGCAGCCACCGCCGCUGGCGCACACGCAUAAACGCGCGAGAAGUAGCGGGCAUCAUCAUUCCACCCUGUGCGACAACGAUGCCAUGUUGGAGCACAUGGCGGCAUACUCGCCGAUCUCCUGCCGGUCGACGCGCACCUCGGCGCUGUCGUGGAGGCGUCGCGACUCGAUGAACUCGUCGGCGGGCGCGUCGUCGGUGCGCCGGCUUAUCGCGGCGGUUCGCGCGGCCCCGUCCGGGCCCAGGCCGCCACAUAAGUCCACGCUACGCCACAUCGUGGCCGUUGUGCUGAGCCACGCGAGCUGCUCGGCCGCCACGCUGCCCAUCUUCCCGCUGCAGGCGGGCCUGGGCGCGUUCGAGCCCCGCAUGGGCCCGGUGCUCCUCGCCUAUCUCUACAUGAUGGCAGCCGCCACCAGCUGCUUCGCGCCCAUCGUCGUGCAACGGCUCGGCGCGAAUCUCACGGUCACCGCGACCCACGUGGUCACUGCUAUCUUCGUCGGCGUGCAUCUGUAUCCUAAAUGGUACAUACUCGCGCCCAGCUAUGUGAUGCUAGGCUGCUGCGCCAGCUCGAGUUUCCUGGCGAGGACAUCGCACAUCAACGUGUGCGCGACCAGUCUGGCGUUGGACUGCGUCGAUCCAGAGGACCCCAACGAGACGCGGCGCGAAUGCCUGCUGCGAAGGCUCAAUCGGGUAAUCAAGCUAGCCGAGGACACCGGUCUGGCAAUCGGUUGCCUCAUCGCCGCGAUCCUCGUUAAGCUAACAGACCUGAUGCCGUCUAGCGUGAUGAUGAACAGCGAUGUUUGCGGAGCCGAGUACUGUUCGGAGGAGAUGUACUUUUACAACGAAUCACUCUACGUGCCGACCAUCACGUCGGGCACGUCGAGGAUCCUCGUCAGCAUUUGGCUCGGUCUGGCGGUGCUCGGUCUAGGCAUAUCCUGCGCGUUCCUCGACUCCAGGGUGCAGGAGCCCCACGCCAACCACGACCGCGCCAGCGUCAAGGAUAUCCUCAAAUCCGUGAAAUGCGCCUUUCAGGACCCGAAGCUUCAGCUCGCGGCGCCGCUCACGCUCUUCAUCGGGUUGGAACAGGGCUUCAUUUAUGCUGAUUUUGUGGAGGCAUACGUGGUAUGUGCCUUAGGCGGCGCCGGUACGGUGACCUUAAGCUUCGUGAGCCUGGCUCUGUUGCAAGCUGUGGCCGCCGGGACGCUCUCGAUGUUGCUCAGGCACAUUAAAAGGUACUUUGUCGUGGUCGUGGGCUUCGCUUUCCACGCCUGUCUUCUGCUCGUUCUGGUAACCUGGAGACCGACGGGAGACGAUCCGGCUCUCUUCCACGUCAUAUCAGCUGCCUGGGGAGUUUGUAAUUCCAUCUGGGAAACUCUGAUAUACACGCUGGUGAUGGGUCUGUAUCCGAACGCGUGGCAGGGACCGCUGUCGACGUCGCUCUUCUGGCGCUGGCUCGGCCUGACUCUCGCGCUCAGCUUGCACGGCGCGGUGUGCACCCGCUAUCGCGUGCUAGGCCUCGCCGUCACCCUGGUGCUGGCGGUGGUGCCGUACUUGUGGCUGGAGACCCGUCUCGCUCGCCGCGGCAAGACUCUGGCGCCCUUAUGACCAGGCGACUCGACCGCGAGCGAGCGCGGGUCCACCAGCGUCGAGACGGCGACGACGACCGAGAUCAGGCAUCGGGGGGACUGAGAACGAGCCGUUCCAUCCGGCACCGCGACGAGAUCGUGGACCGGAAUACCGAGACGAGGCAGCCGCA
Vollenhovia emeryi is the source of this 1978-nucleotide messenger RNA. RefSeq names its product UNC93-like protein. Gene Ontology annotation, molecular function: potassium channel regulator activity. The transcript has 7 exons. Gene Ontology annotation, biological process: regulation of muscle contraction; regulation of potassium ion transport. Lineage: Eukaryota; Metazoa; Arthropoda; Insecta; Hymenoptera; Formicidae. The record is from RefSeq and is a predicted model, not a curated record. Gene Ontology annotation, cellular component: plasma membrane; striated muscle dense body. Bases 124 to 1827 code for a protein of 567 amino acids.